Cetraspora pellucida is the source of this 401-nucleotide messenger RNA. The record is from the annotation of a GenBank genome assembly. Lineage: Eukaryota; Fungi; Glomeromycota; Glomeromycetes; Diversisporales; Gigasporaceae.
AUGUUCAAUCCACCUACACCUUCUUCUAUUGCCUCUGAAAUCGAUGCUUUGCUUGCAUCUCAAAUUACGAUGCAAGCUUUCCUUUUGAAGCUUCGUCAAGAUGUUUCCUCGCUUCAGGAACGUCCUGCUUCUGUUUCUUCCUCUGUGGCUUCAACUCGUUCGAACUUUCAUCUUCUUUCUCGAAUAACUGAGUGUACUAAUUGUGCACAGUUGGAGUUUCAAAUUAACAAAGCCAAGAAGGUUAUUGUUAAUUAUAAUUCUACAUUGGGUUUUUUUGCGAAUGUAGCUCGAAUCCAAAAAGAGGCUAUAUCAUAUAAAAAUAAAUAUGAAGUGUUGUUGGAAAAAUAUAAUAAUUUGAAGUUACAAGAGGGGUUUAAUUUAAGCGAUGAAGAAGAAGAAGA